Molecule: messenger RNA, 1266 nt
Organism: Closterium sp. NIES-65
Lineage: Eukaryota; Viridiplantae; Streptophyta; Zygnematophyceae; Desmidiales; Closteriaceae
Source: the annotation of a GenBank genome assembly
AUGACUCUGCGUCCUUCCACUGCUCCCCAGCGUGUCCCUCUCCCGUCUCCUCCUGCGUCCUCUCUUCCUGCUCUUGCUGACCCGGAGUCUGACUCCCUUCGCGCUACCCAUCCUACUGUGACGCGUCUCCUGGCUACUGUUGUCACCGACCCUUCCUUUGAGUCCGCUGCUGCGUCUGCCUUAGUUGCUGAGCUUGUCGACUUUGCUGCCACCUGUCGUCUAGACUACGCUGCUAGCCUAGUUGCUGAGUCUGAGUCUGUCUGUCCUCCGUCUGUCGGGGGUGAGCGUGCUCUUGGCACGAACGUUCUUGAGGACAGGCAGGAGGAGUUUGAGUGUUUUGCCGCUGCUUUACCUCAUCUCGUGUCCAUGCUAGUUGCCCCCGAGGGAGAUCCGGAUGCACAAGACAUCCCGACUCCUCGAUCGUACGCUGAGGCGAUCGAGAUUCCCUAUUCCUCUCAGUGGCAGUCAGCCAUGGAUGCAGAGAUGGCUUCUUGGAAGUCCACAGGUAUCUACGUUGACGAGGUUCCCCCACCUGGGGCGAACAUCGUCAGUGGUAUGUGGAUUUUCAGGGUGAAGCGGCCGCCGGGUUCUCCGCCUGUCUUCAAGGCGCGUUACGGUGCACGACGCCUUAGUGAGCGAGAGGGAGAGGACUUCUUCCAGACCUUCUCCCCGACCCCGAAGAUGACCACUCUUCGGUGGAGCCUCCGGCGGCCAGUCUACGGUCUCCGACAGGCAGCGCGUGAGUGGCAAGAUACACUGAAGACUACACUUGCGGCUCUUGGGUUCGCUCCCUCUACUGCUGACCCGUCGCUGUUUCUAAGCACCGACACUUCGCUGCCGCCGUUCUACAUCCUCGUGUACGUCGACGACUUGGUCUUUGCCACUGCUGACACUACGGCACUCGCCCACGUGAAGUCCAAGCUGCAGAAGAGACACACGUGCACAGACUUGGGUGAACUGACAAGCUAUCUUGGCUUGCGGAUCACCCGGGACAGAGCACGGCGCACCAUCACCUUGACUCAGUCACACAUGGUGCAGCAGGUCCUUCAGCGCUUCGGCUUUACCUCCAGUUGUGAGGCUGAGAUCUACGCCACAGCCAUGGCUGCACAGGAGUUAUGCUGGCUCACCUACCUGCUGACCGGCCUGGGAGAGCGGCCUAGUUCUCUAGUGCUGCACGUUGACAACAAGUCUACCAUUGCCUUGUGUGAGGAGCACAGACUGGAGCACAGAACGAAGCAUAUCGCUCUGCGGUACUUCCUCGCUUGA